Clonostachys byssicola is the source of this 1590-nucleotide messenger RNA. NCBI's taxonomy places the organism in Eukaryota, Fungi, Ascomycota, Sordariomycetes, Hypocreales, Bionectriaceae. The record is from the annotation of a GenBank genome assembly.
AUGGGAUAUCCUACUUGGCUCACUAUUGUAGCUGCAACAGCGGUGCACUGUGUUGUUUCCCCGUUACCAGAGGUUUCUCUAGAGCUCUAUGUUGUUCCCUACCUUCUGGCCAACUUGAUUCUAUAUUAUUAUCUAUGGAAAGAAGGCCUCCCCACCGUUACCAUCAUCUUCAAUUUCACAACCAUCAACGCCUGUUUCCUUUUCACUUCUGCCAUUUUCACUAUCACCAGGCGGCUUUUCUUCUCACCGCUCGCCAAGUUUCCUGGUCCUAAGCUUGCUGCAAUCUCGGGAUUUUGGCAUGCCAACGAAGGACGGCUUGGCCGGACCUCAAGAACAUGCAAAGCCUUACAUGAUCAGUUUCAAAGUGACAUCAUCCGAAUUGGCCCCAACGAGCUCUCUGUGAAUAGAGUUGAUGCUAUUGAGAGGCUCUAUGGAAAAGACUACAAGAGAGGAACCUUCGUUCCGGUUUUCAACAUCUCUGGUGGGGAUAACCUUGUGACACAGAGAGACAAUCAAUUACAUAGCGUCUGGAGGCGCAUGUGGGACAAGGUUACCGAUUAUUUAAACCGAAUGCAAAGCCAUGUUAACAAGGCCGUUCGCCUUUUACAUGAGAAAGCUGGAAAUCCAGUCGAAUGUGGCAAGUUCAUAGACGCCUUGACAUUCGAUGUAAUCUCGGACAUAGCCUUCUCUCAAGAUACCAAAUUUCAAGAUGGCGCUGGUGAUCGUUCACUCAUCGAUGGAAUUCAUAUCUUCGUUCCCAUGAUCCCGAUUUGCCGGUACCUACCCGAGCCACCUGCAGGACGAAAAUUCUCCGAAUAUCGUGAUCAAAUCCUAGCUGGACGCAGAUCUCUCGAAGAACAGCCUAACGACAUCUUCGCCCAUCUGGAAGUUCCUGAUGCAUCGACAGGUAUCAGAAUGAGACCGAUUGACCUCAAGCAAAGCAUUCUCUUUAUGAUGAUAGUUGGGGCACAUUCUGUUGGUAGUACACUGACACGGACUCUUGCUGUUCUCGCUUCCCAGCCCCAUAUCCAGUCGUCCAUCAGGCAAGAGUUGAACGAGGCAUUUCACGGCGAAGGAACUGUCCCAGUGGAAACCAUACGGAAACUCAAGUACUUGGAUUGUGUGGUGAGAGAGGCGCUGCGUAUGUUUGGUCCCGUCACUGACGGUACCCCUGUCAUUGUGCCAAAAGGGGGCAUCACACUGGAGAGUGGUAGCUUCAUCCCAGGGGGGACUCAGGUUUGGAUUGGACAGUACGUCAUAAUGUUCAACGAGGAAUACUUCCCUAGGCCCUAUGACUUCCUACCAGAAAGAUGGAUGAAUAUAGGCGAUGAGGGACAUGGGAAGGAGGGCGAACUGGUCAAGGAUCGUCGAGCAUGGAUUCCUUUCGGCUAUGGAUUCCACUCUUGUGGUGGAAGGGCCCUUGCAAUGGACGAGCUUAAGCAGACUGUGCUGAGAAUUGUCAUGGAGUUUGACAUUCGUUUUGUCGAACAUGAAGACAUGCCAUUUCAGUAUGAGCAAUGGGCAGACAGCUGGAAGGAUUACUUUCUUGCGAUGAUUGACGAGAUAGAGUUGAGGUUCGUUCCGAGGUGA